Messenger RNA from Erinaceus europaeus (western European hedgehog), 2710 nucleotides. RefSeq names its product sosondowah ankyrin repeat domain family member B (gene SOWAHB). Gene Ontology annotation, molecular function: protein binding. The transcript is spliced from 2 exons. Lineage: Eukaryota; Metazoa; Chordata; Mammalia; Eulipotyphla; Erinaceidae. Bases 195 to 2495 code for a protein of 766 amino acids. The record is from RefSeq and is a predicted model, not a curated record.
CCCUGUCUGGGGCCCCGCCGUCCGCUUGGCGCGCUGGGCGGCGGCCAGGAGCGCGGGGCUCCGCGGUGGAUGGAGGCGAGCAGCGCCGCCCCGAGCGCAGGUGACAAGCACUAGGCCGGGGUUUCGGCCGGCGGGAGAGGACGCGCGGAGGGGCAGACGCAGAAGCCCCGGGACCGGAGGGCUGCGAGGCGGCGAUGGCCCGCGAGCUGAGCCAGGAGGCACUACUGGAUUUUCUGUGCCAGGCCGGCGGCCGAGUGACCAACGCCGCCCUGUUGAGCCACUUCAAGAGCUUCAUCCGCGACCCCGACGCGACCCCUAGCCAGCACCAGCGCCGCCGCGAGCUCUUCAAGGGCUUCGUCAACUCGGUCGCCGCAGUGCGCCACGACCCCGACGGCACCAAGUACGUGGUGCUCAAGAAGAGGUACAGGGACCUUCUGGGGGAGGAGGGGCUGCAGAGACCCCGCGAGCCGCCCGCGUACGCCGCCCCUGCAGGGGGAGCUGCGCCCGGCGCCCCGCGAGCCGCGCGUCCAGAGGGGCCGCAGCCCGGGCGGCGGCGCCACAAGCCGCGGGAGGAGGAGCCGGCAGGUGCCGCAGCCCCGGCCGCCGCCGAUGCAGGUUGCGAUGGACUCCCGGCCCUCAGCGCCCGGGAGGCGGCUCCGGGAGGCGGUGGGCACGGGGAUAGCUCUAGCCCCGGUGACCCGGUGCCCGCGACUUCGGCCGCAGCAGCCCCCGAGGGAGCCAAGUGCGCGACGGAGGCGGCGCAGGGCCGGCGCUGCUGGGAAUGUCUGCAGAACGGCGUGGGGGGCGGCCCGGGGGAGCAGCCGCUCCGCCCACUCCCGAGCCCAGCCGCCGCGAGAGAGAAGCCAGAGCGCGCGGCUCCUAAUCCAGAGGUGCUCGGGGCUGGCGGGCAGCGGCGGGAGGGCGACGGCGCGCCCUCCUUGUCUUCCGAUACCGCCGUCGAGGCUGCUGGGAGCUGGACUCCCCCGCCUGCGCUCCAGUCCCCUCCGGCUUCCCCUGGAGACCCGCCGGAGUCGGUGACCCCGGAAUAUCUGCGGCAUUCUUCACUGGAGCAGCAGCAGCAGCGCACCCGAGAAUGGGUGGCCAGACACCCUCAGGUACCCGAGGCUCGCGACCAGGGACCCGUGCGAGCCUGGUCGGUGCUGCCAGACAACUUCCCCCAGCAGCCUUCCCAGCCGGUCUUCUGGACCUUGGAACCUAACGCAGCACCUCCAGACCCCAAUUUUCCCGCCUAUUCACUUCCUCCUGUUGUUCUCGAACCCGGGCCCGGCAGGGUGGCCGUCUUUCGCAGCAUCCGUUCGCAGCUGUCCCUGCAGGACCUGGAAGACUUCGUGGAGCAGGAGAGCCACGGCAGUGAGGAAAGCAGCAGCGGGCCCAGAGAGUCCCCCGGGGGUUCUCAAGAGGGGCUGCAAGUGGCCCAGGAAAAGCUCAGGGACCCAGCAACGGGCCUUUCUCCAAAGGACCCCCAGGACCUCAGGAACAGAGGGGAUAACCACAGCCCACCGCUAGUGCCAACAGUGGCUAAUGGCCUGAGCCUUGCAGGCCACCCCCAGGAACCUUCCCCAGGACCAGCUCCCAAAUUAAGGCGGUCCUUUAGGAGGAGCUCCCGGGCAGGGAGAGCCAGACUGUCUUCCUCUGAGGAUGAGUAUGGUGAGGAGGACCUGGUGAGAAGGAGUCGGCGCCCACCACGGUCACGGAAACCUUCCAAGGCAGGUGCAGUGCCCAGCCCCAGGGUGGAUACCGCAUUGGCCUGCAAACCUGCAGACGCCCCUGCUGCUCUGGCCGAACAGGGUAGGCCGCACCCUUGGAGGGUCCCAGCUGGAGAGAAGCCCACAGCCUUGUUCCCACACAGACCCUCGGAGCACAAGUCAUCCCUGGUCCCUCUUGAAGCCCGGGAGCAUGAGUGGAUUGUUAAGCUUGCCAGCGGCGCUUGGAUUCGGGUUUUGACUUUGUUCUGGGAGGACCCGCAGCUAGCUCUGCACAGGGACUUCUUGACGGGGUACACUGCCUUGCACUGGGCGGCCAAGCAUGGCGACCCCGCGGCGCUCCAGGACUUGAUCUCUGCGGCUCGGAAAGCUGGGGUUGCUCUGGACAUAAACGUGAAAUCCAGUUGCGGCUACACGCCGCUGCACCUCGCAGUCAUCCACGGCCAUCACGGGGUCAUCAGAUUGCUCGUGGAAAGGCUGGCUUCCCGGGUGAAUGUCCGGGACAGCAGCGGGAAGAAGCCCUGGCAGUAUCUAACCAGGAACACCCCUGGGGAAAUUUGGCAGCUCCUGGGAGGCCCUCGGGGCAAGCCCAUUUUCCCUGUGUUCCCAUUAGUCCGCAGCUGUUCCCCCACCAGGAAGGUGAAGAGCCGGGAAGUAUCCAGAAAGACUUCCCUGGCAGCACUGCUUAAGGGUCACCACAGCAAAUGGAAGUCAGCUCACCAGUAUGAGAAAUUCCCCACUACAAGGGAAAGGGGAGAGUACAGUGAUUGAGAUUGACUUGACAAUUUCUGCAAAAAGAGACCCCGAAUUUGUUUUUUCAAGGAGAUGAGGUUUUAUUGAGAUGAAGCAGGGAUAGAAAAGAGAGGAAAACAUUGGUAAAACAGUUUCCCACCUACACCUCAAGGACAUCUUUGAUGAAUCAAACCCAAUUACAAGGAAGACUAAAGCAGAAACAAACCAAUGGGACUACAUCAAAUUGAAAAGCU